GAUCUUUUUAGGUGCCGCUGAUGUUCACCGAACACAGUGUGGGACCCACGUUGGUUACUGCUGCCCAGCGCCUGCGAGAGCACGGUAGAGGCGAAGCAGCAGCAGCAGCAGCUACGAAGUGCUUUGGUGACUCUGGAUUCAUCUGGUUGUAGAGCAAAGCAGCCCUGCGCCCACCGGGAGAAAAAGAGUCUUCUGGGGACGUCUUGGCACGUGCUUUGAAUUGAUCCCCCCUGACCCCUGCAGAGAACAUGGGGCUGAUAGGAGGACCAAAAACUACAGGGAACUGGACAAGCAUAACUAAAAUGGACCUGUACUCCAGACUGAACUUGCCAGACCUUGCCAAAUUGUACAGUGACCUGCCCACUGACCUGCCCACUGACCCCAAACGAGACCUGAAGGACAGCACCAAGUUGGUCGAGGUGCAAAUUGUCCUUAUCUGUGCCUACUGUGUUAUCAUCUUGCUCGGGUUAGUGGGCAACUCCUUGGUGAUCCACGUGGUGAUCAAAUUCAAGAGCAUGCGCACCGUGACUAACUUCUUCAUUGCCAACUUGGCUGUGGCCGACCUGCUGGUGAACACGCUCUGUCUGCCUUUCACUUUAGUUUACACCUUGCUGGGAGAAUGGAAGCUCGGUCGAGUCCUGUGUCACCUUGUGCCUUAUGCCCAGGGCCUUGCCGUGCAGGUAUCUAUUGUUACUUUGACGGUGAUCGCCUUGGACCGGCACCGAUGCAUCGUUUAUCACUUGGAGAGCAAAAUCUCCAAGAGAAUCAGCUUCCUAAUCAUUGGCGUGGUGUGGGCUGGCAGCGCUCUGUUAGCUAGUCCUCUGGCCAUCUUCCGGGAGUAUUUCUCCAUUGAGCUCAAGCAUGACUUCAAAAUGGUGGUCUGUGCUGAGGCCUGGCCCAGGGAAGGGCAAGUCAAUUUUGGCACCAUUUACAGCUUCUUGAUGCUCCUGAUUCAGUACGUCUUGCCUCUGGUGAUCAUCUCAUUUGCCUACAUCCACAUCUGGUGUAAGCUCAAGAACCACAUCAGUCCCGGGGCAGCCAACGAUCACUACCACCAGAGACGCCGCAAAACAACCAAGAUGCUGGUAUGUGUGGUGGUGGUGUUUGCGGUCUGCUGGCUGCCCUUUCACAUCUUUCAGCUUGUCAGCGAUAUUGACAGCAAAGUGUUAGAUCUGCAGGAGUACAAACUGAUCUACACCCUCUUUCAUGUCAUCGCAAUGUGUUCAACUUUUGCCAACCCCCUCCUCUACGGCUGGAUGAACAACAACUACAGAACAGCAUUCCUGAAAGCUUUCCAGUGUGAGCAGCGGCUGGAUUCCAUCCAUCCAGAGGUGUCGCCUGCGCUCAAAGCCAAGAAGAAUCUGGAAGCGAAAGAGAAUCCUUGCAAUGGAUUGCCGUGCUCACAGCCUACAAGUGUCUAAGGGUCAAACUAGACAUGAUGAGGGAGAUACAUGAAUCCUUAUCCCAUGCCCUUUUCCUGACAUAAAUUCCCCCUCCUAAGUGGGAUUCACCCUGGUGGAUAAACUUACAUGUGCUGGGAAUGGGGAAAAACAUGCAGAGGGAAAGGGUAAGGGCCACCUCCUUUGUGAUCCUGAUCCAGACCUCACCCAGCUUAUAUUUGCACCAAGAGAUGCAUUCACAUACCUCUAUGGCAUGUCUUGUUUGGCCCUCAAAAGAAGUGAAUCUCGACAAAGAGAGCAAGUGAGGGAGAUAAUAAUUUGAUGCACACGCAGACACACAAACACACCUAAAUAAUGUGAACUGGAGGAAAUUUGAGAUGGUUAAAGGACUUGGCCAUUUGUCAUCAAGUAGAAAGUCAAUUCCAAAGAAAUGUAACUGACUCCCCUGCUGUAUGGUUGCCUGCAGUGAGUUCAGGAGUGCAGAAGAAAGAGUUUACCAUUGUCAAUGUAAAUUAAAACAAAGUGGGGAGGAGAAAAGGCAUCAGUAACUGGAGGCUGAUGAAAAUAAAUGCUAGAAUGCUGGGGAACAUAUUAUGGACCAUUAGGCCAAAGGAUCAAAGUACCCUCUUCUGGCAAA
Molecule: messenger RNA, 2037 nt
Organism: Elgaria multicarinata webbii
Lineage: Eukaryota; Metazoa; Chordata; Lepidosauria; Squamata; Anguidae
Gene: NPY2R
Product: neuropeptide Y receptor Y2
Exons: 2
Coding region: 249-1421 (390 amino acids)
Biological process (GO): G protein-coupled receptor signaling pathway
Cellular component (GO): plasma membrane; neuron projection
Molecular function (GO): neuropeptide binding; neuropeptide Y receptor activity
Source: RefSeq, a predicted model, not a curated record